AUGCCCCCAUUAACACCCUCCUCCUCCCAGGAGAUCAUCUGCCUCGACUCUCCCCCGCCAUCCCAGAAGAGAAACACAAACACCACUCCUUCCUCCAACGUCGGACCCUCGUCCGCGUCCUCGUCGUCAAAACAACAACCCUCAUCUGCCCAACCAAAGCGCCGUCCCACAGUCAGCGGGUCUCAGUCGAGGUCACGGGUCACUGAGCGCAUGCUCAACUCGCUCAACAAUGACAAGAACCCCAUCACUCACUCGGACGCGUUCCAGCGUACACAGCACGUCCACUCGUGUUCUACGGGCCACCAGCAGCGUGGAGGUGACCGUGGAUUCUGGAAUCAAGCGCGUGAUGCCAACGUCAAGCCGAUCGCACAGGAGCACACGUACUGGAGCGUGAGGACAGCCAAUGUCGAGGCAAACGCAAGGGCAAAGGCUACGAACGUUCUUGCUGGCUGCGUCAUUGCCAUCAACGGCCCGACUGGAUCGAAAGUCUCCAACCUCCAGCUCCAGAACCUCAUCACCGCCAACGGCGGCCGCUACGUCCCGCACCAGAGCAGGAGGUGCACCCACGUCGUUGCCGCGAGGUUGUCUGGUACCAAGGCUCAGAAGCAUAUCAACGGGCAAGGGUCGAGGGGCGCGGCCAUGAGGACGCAAGUGGUCAAGGUCGAGUGGGUACUCGAUUGCGUCGCACAAGGCAAGCGUAUUAGCGAGGCUGGAUACGGUGUGGUGGAGGAUCCAUCACAAAAGAACCUCUUCACUGCGUUUGGUGUUGCACCUCCGUCUGCUCCGUUCACGACUGCUGAGCCCUCAAAGCCGACAUGA
Molecule: messenger RNA, 819 nt
Organism: Apiotrichum porosum
Lineage: Eukaryota; Fungi; Basidiomycota; Tremellomycetes; Trichosporonales; Trichosporonaceae
Exons: 6
Coding region: 1-819 (272 amino acids)
Biological process (GO): error-free translesion synthesis; error-prone translesion synthesis
Cellular component (GO): nucleus
Molecular function (GO): DNA-directed DNA polymerase activity; deoxycytidyl transferase activity
Source: RefSeq, a predicted model, not a curated record